This is a messenger RNA of Cladophialophora yegresii CBS 114405, 1227 nucleotides long. RefSeq lists its product as uncharacterized. NCBI's taxonomy places the organism in Eukaryota, Fungi, Ascomycota, Eurotiomycetes, Chaetothyriales, Herpotrichiellaceae. The record is from RefSeq and is a predicted model, not a curated record. The coding region runs from base 1 to 1227 and encodes 408 amino acids. The transcript is spliced from 3 exons. Gene Ontology annotation, biological process: peptidyl-glutamate ADP-deribosylation.
AUGGAACUUCCCAGUCAUGACAAGUACCACAGACUGUUGAGCUCGCCGUAUGCGUGCUUGCAAGAGCUGGAUGAAAGUUAUUUCAAAGCAGUUGAGUACUGGACAGUGCAAGGUCGACGCGGCGUGGAGAAUGCGAAGGUGGAAUUACAACAUAUCGACGAAGCUUACGGCGCGCUCUUUCAGGAGUACCUGAAAGACCAAGAAGGCGUGGGAUAUGAGAAGGCGAAGUACACCAUGCAACAGGUGGUCAACGGCCAAGAACGCAUGACCAAGCCGAGUGAGGGCGACGAAGACCUUUGGGUUCCUCCUCGACAGGAGAGAUCUGCUUCACCUAAAAUGGGAGACGGCAUCGAAAUCGACGAGUUAGCAGACUAUGAAAAGAUGGAGCAGCCGACCGUGUACAAUUCAAAUCCUAUGCGGGGAUUUGCCAUUCGAGAGAUCACGGGUGACAUCAAAGAUGCUCCUGACAGAGCAGUCAUUGUCCAUGCAGUCAACUGUCAAGGAGUCUGGGGAUAUGGGAUUGCCAAAGAGCUCAAAAACAUGUGUCCAGCAGCAUUCGAGAUCUACAGAUUACACUGUCAACGGGCUAGCCGCCCAUACUAUCUUGCUGGGACUUGCCUCCUUAUCGCUCCGCAGCGAUCCGACUACGAGCAAAAACGGAAGCUGAAACUCAGAGGCGUUGAUAAUGCCCUCAGCCGGGAGGUCCCUCUCCCAAAAACGCGUCAUUGGAUAGCCUGCCUCUUCACCAGCACUGGCUAUGGUAAACGGAACCUGAAAAUGAACAAUCCCGGCAAAGACUCCCCGUCCCAGAUCCUCAAUCACACGCGGCUCGCCCUUGAGGAAUUUCGAACACGCCUCGAGGACUAUGAGAUACCGGAUUCUAACAAGGUAACAACAAGUGACGCCGUCGACGAAACGCCCGGAGAGAUAUGGAGCUCAAAAUUCAACAGCGGUGCAUUUGGAGUUGAUUGGGAACUCACUCGCGAUAUCCUGGUAGAGGAGUUUGAUGGUUCCAGGUGCCAAUGGACGCUCGUGGAGAAGGUCAGUAGUGGAGGCGAUGAAUCUCCGGCGUCUGUUGACUCGAAUGUCACGGAAGGUUCUGUUUUCGAGCACGCCCGGAGACAUGCUCAAAUUGAAAUUGAGAACCGUCUAAAGACAAAGAAUGGUGAUCCAGUAGAAGGUGACCUGCCUUUGCGGGAUGCACUGCGGGAAAUGGGUUUUCAAUGA